Molecule: messenger RNA, 1479 nt
Organism: Boleophthalmus pectinirostris (great blue-spotted mudskipper)
Lineage: Eukaryota; Metazoa; Chordata; Actinopteri; Gobiiformes; Gobiidae
Product: protein Wiz-like
Exons: 3
Coding region: 167-1099 (310 amino acids)
Biological process (GO): regulation of transcription by RNA polymerase II
Cellular component (GO): nucleus
Molecular function (GO): DNA-binding transcription factor activity, RNA polymerase II-specific; RNA polymerase II cis-regulatory region sequence-specific DNA binding
Source: RefSeq, a predicted model, not a curated record
AUCGUUGUGCACACUGAGAGAUGUGAUUUAAACCUCAUCUUAUUAUCAUUUCAUCUAAAUGUAAGUCAUACCCAUUCGUUUUAUUUAUAUCACGGAGCCAGCUAAUCAUCUUUUCUGUUGCUAUCACUUUCUGUUAAGUUAUUGUGAAAGUUUUGUUAUUACAUUGAUGUCUCAUGUGAACUGGCCCACAGCACCUGCUCAGCUCAUCGUUUGUGAAGUGUGUGGCUCAUUCUUUGACUCCCGACGGGGGCUCGCCAACCAUGCCAGGGGGCACCUUCGCCAGCUCGGUGUAUCUGAACCUGGUGCUGCUCCCAUAGACCUUCUAAACCGGCUUAUAGCAGAGAGAGAUGGGGAAUUUCCGAGUUUCAAAACACACUCAAGUUUUUCUGGGUUCAGCCCUAACCACCAAACAUCACAUCAGGAUGCCAGUCCAGUAUGUGCGGAUGAGGGCACCAUGUACAACGCAGGGCAUAGAGUCUCGACAACCCCCCAAAGCACUUCUCUUCUGCCAUUAUCGUCAUCGGCACUUAAGAUGCUUGAGUCUAGAUUAAGUGACUCUGGAAACUCUUCUACCUUAGAAACCUUAACCAAGCCACUAUGGGCUCCACUGGCAACAGACGCUCCUAUCACUUUAGACACUACUGAGGAACUCCACGUUUGUCAUCUUUGUGGUUGCUGGUGUGAAACUCGCAAAGGCCUGUCAAGUCACGCCCGAUCCCACCUUCGACAGUUGGGGAUCCCAGACGGCGAUGGCAACCCUAUUGAGACCCUUUAUCAACUGAUGGAGGAGGAAGAUCUCAAACCGGUCAACUGUGAAACAACUCCGGCUCUCCAGUCCAGCCCUUUGACCAAAGCCACCAAACGCCCGGCUGAAGUCUCCUCGCCAAUGAUGUCUACGCCAAACAAACAGCCAAAAAAAGGAAAUUUUUAUUGCGUUUUGUGUGGAGAGACAUUUGAAAACCACAAAGGCCUGGCCAUUCACUCACGCUAUCAUUUGCGACACUUUGGGGUGGAUGACUUACUUGGGAAGGAGUCCUCAAUUGAAGCUAUCCAGGAGUUGAUUGAGAGUGGUGUGUUGAAACCUCUUCCUAAAAACUAACUCCCCAACACCAACUUCUCCAGUUCAGCCUCUGUCCCCAAUUUCAUCCAAGUUUUCCCCAAUUUCAUCCAAGUCUCCCUCAACAGCAAAAGGUGCACCAAAGGCUAAAAAAGGCUUUCGAUUUGCAGUGGAUCCAUUUUUUAGAAAACCAAAGCCAGAAAACACAGAAAGAAGUAUCUCAGAUGUACAGAUGGUUGGCAGAAACUCUCCUCUACCUGCUACAAAAAUCUUUAUUGCUGAUUCAGAAAAACCACCAACAAUCCCUUGUGAUUACUGCAGCCAGUUGUUUGACACGCGUAAAGCCCUUUCUUGUCACGUUCGUUGUCAUUUAAGGGAGCUGGGAGUCGCGUUGCCUCUUAACACUUCUCCAAUUGAACUUC